Messenger RNA from Exophiala bonariae, 2493 nucleotides. RefSeq lists its product as uncharacterized. The coding region runs from base 1 to 2493 and encodes 830 amino acids. The record is from RefSeq and is a predicted model, not a curated record. NCBI's taxonomy places the organism in Eukaryota, Fungi, Ascomycota, Eurotiomycetes, Chaetothyriales, Herpotrichiellaceae. The transcript has 2 exons.
AUGCGGCUGGUUUCCGCAUUUGCACUCCUCACGGCAGUUCUCCCUGCUAUCGUCGAAUCCUCCCGAUUAACUCCUCCGGUCCUCCCACUCAUUGUUCGAAACCCUUACCUGAGCACCUGGUUACAGAAUGCUCGAGACACUCCUUGGGAAAGAUGGCCUAUGUUCUGGACUGGUCAAGAAAUUGGCUUCUCUGUCUUAGCCAGUCUUCCUGGAGAGCGAACUUCGUUUCCCCUGCUAGGAAGACCUCAUGAUUCCUUGCCCAGAGAGGAUAACCAUUACUCCGUGGCUUACCCCAUCUACAAAGGCGCCCAAUACGAUGCCUCUACCACAAACCUAUCUUAUUCCCUCCCACUGCCAUCGUCAUAUGCUUCUUCCAAGCAUGUCGAAAUAACGCUAUCAUUCUUGUCUCCAAUCACCCCCACUUCCACGCUGAGGCAAGCAAUUCCCGCCAGCUAUCUCACUGUGUCGGUUUCUGGGAACGUUGAUGUCGAUAUCUAUCUUGAUGUUAAUGGUCAAUGGGUCAGUGGGGACCGGGGCAGUAAGAUUGUGUGGGACAUUGAGCAUACUGCCCUGGAUGAGAGGGUGCAUGGUUUUAAGACGUGGGUGGUCCGACGUGAAGAGGAGCAACUCUUCACCGAGUAUUUCGACCGUGCAGAAUGGGGCAGUCUACAUUUCUCUGCUCCUGCUGACACUCGCCACGAAGCCGGAACAUCUGCAAUCUUGAGGCAGCGAUUUUCACGCACAGGAACACUACAGGACUCGGUUGAUCGUCGAUUCCGCUCCGUUAUGGAUGAAGAGCCGGUUUUCGCCUUUUCCAAGUCCUUCCAAUUCAAUGCCAGCUCCCAUUCGGUACACCAUGAGGAGGUCACUUUCACAAUCGCUCAUGUACAGGAUCCCGUCGUUCAGUACGCUGCUGCUCGAGGCCUGACAAUGAUGAGACCUCUUUGGAGUUCCUACUUCGAUACUAUUACCAAAUUGCUCACCUUUCACUAUCUCGAUUUCCACUCGGCCCAAAAGCUGGCCUCUGAGUACUCGGCCAAACUGGCUGUGGAUGCCUACAAAUCUGGAGCUGAAGACUACGUGGACAUUGUUGCCCUGUCUGCCCGGCAGGUUCUCGGAGCAACGAGCUUUUCUGGGACACCGUCAGAUCCUAUUCUCUUCUUGAAAGAAAUCUCGUCCAACGGCAAUUUCCAGACCAUCGAUGUCAUCUUCCCGAGCUUUCCCUUCUUUCUGUACACCAAUCCCAGAUGGUUAGGCUAUCUACUUGAGCCUUUGAUUGAACACAUGCUGAGCGGACAGUACCCCAAUAAAUAUGCCAUGCAUGACCUGGGAACCCAUUUCCCCAACGCUACAGGCCACCCCGAUGGUCGGGAUGAAUAUAUGCCCGUCGAAGAAUGUGGAAAUAUUCUUAUCAUGGGCUUGGCACUGGCUAAUGCGUUGCGUGACGGUGCAAACAAAUCAGUCUCGGCGAGUUGGCAGCCGAUGAGUAACGUACCUGGUCCCGACCUAUCUGGACACAGUCUCUCCCCUCUUUCGGUUGGCACUUCCGAUGACAUGCUUUACAUUGAUAACGUCUGGGUUGGAAACCCCAAGAGUCUGAAGGACGCCCAGAAAUGGGUUAGUAGAAGCUAUCGCCUGUGGAAACAAUGGACUAGCUAUUUGGUAGAGUUUUCUUUACUGCCUCACAACCAACUCUCGACGGAUGACUUUGCUGGAUGGCUGGCCCUACAGACAAAUCUGGCGUUGAAGGGUAUCAUUGGAAUCAAGGCGAUGGCUGAGUUGGCCGAGCUUACCGAGAACCAUGAGGAUGCCAAAUUCUACAACAAUGUGUCAGAGACAUACAUUGCUAAAUGGGAAGAGUAUGGUAUCUCCCGCGACAAGACCCAUGCCAAAGUUGCAUACGAUUGGUAUGGAUCUUGGACAACUACUUAUAACCUGUACGCCGACAGCCUCCUCUGUUUCCAUCUCGGAUCGAAUCAUCACUCUAAACAGACAGUAAGCAUUGGUGGGCGCUAUGAACACCAGAAGCCGUUGAAACCCAUCAAAGGUGAUAAGGAUGGGUUCGUGCCUAAGCACAUCUACCAGCUUCAGAGUGAUUGGUACUAUGCUGUGCGACAAAAGUACGGAUUGCCAUUGGAUUCACGACAUCUCUAUACCAAGACUGACUGGGAAUUCUUUGCUAUGGCGGUAGCAGCACCCAAGGUUCGUGCAGAGAUUCUACAGUCUGUGGCAAAGUGGCUGAAUGAAACAUCAACGGAUCGGCCAUUCACGGAUCUUCACACCACUGAGGGAACAGGCGGUUUCCCUGGGCCCAACUUCUUUGCUCGACCGGUUGUGGGUGGACACUUUGCCUUCUUGACCUUGGAGCAGGCCUGUGGUGGAAGAGCACAGGAAGGAUUGAAGUUCCUGGACGACAGUGUAACGAAAGAGUUGGACGUGGACCAGAUAUUGGCAGCUGAAGCAGCUGAAGCAAUUGAGGUCAAGGAAUUGUAA